ACACAAACUACGUUAUCCCCAAUACGCCUACAUCCACUUUAUGUUGGAGUAGGUCUUGUAGGGCUAGGGUUAAACAAGGAUUAAGACUCCCAGUCGAAAGGUAAUUGGGUUUGAUCCCCAAUGUCCACAGACCAUCUAUAGGCAUCCUUGAAAACAAUUUUCUUACCUAUAACUGCACCCAAAUGUCUUUUUGCAAGAAAUAAUUUAUCACUUUUUGCAAAAUGACUGACUCUCUCUCUCCUAUAUCAAUGACGUGUUUCUCUCUUGCCUCCCCAUGGUUCCCCUCCCCCCUCCCGAGGAAACCCUGAAUGACACAUGAUGGACGGUGACAUGAUCAACAACACACGUUUCCUUGGCAAAAAGGCCUUUCAUAUUUACCGAGUAUCUCUGCUCACUGGGGGCAGAUAUUGCAUUUCACAGAUGAAAAGUACUCGAUGUACAGUCAUCCAUCAAGCCAAGUUUGAUUCUCUAAUGGGUUUCGGUUGGUACGUGGUCUGGAUUAGAGAAGUGGGCAUCAGACCAGAGUUUGUUGGGAAUGUGCUACUGAGCAAGGCAGCUUACUCUCCCCAACAUACUUCCCGGUAUAACAUGAUUGGACAAGGCCGGGAUCGGGGUUGAAAUGUUUGUGUUCGUCUUUCAGAGGGUAGCUUUGGUCUUUACCAAAACUGUCUGUAGUAGUCCCAGCAGGUCAGAAACAAGUUAUAUUUAAGGAACAACUUCUAUGUAAGAAAUUAGAAUAACUUCCAAAUUGCACCACAAGUAGAUACUUAAAAUGGUUUGCACCUCUAACCUUUUGUAAAACCAUUUUUGCCGUUAAUUAACCCCACAGCAACAAAAACAUGGAAAAACAGCCAAUUAGUACCCGCGACCAGGGUGGAUCGAGUGGUAAUGCCUGGCUCAGGUGUCCUGUUCAGAUCUAUGCCUUACUUCAGCUUUUUAUAGAGAUUUGAUAUUCCAAGAGUUAUUUGUCACGUCUCUCCAAGCCCCCAAAAUAAAUAGCAUGUCUCCCACUGUAGGGGGGCUGGGGGGAGUGGGGAGAGAGAGCCAAGUAAUGGUAUCAGGCAGUGUUGGUUGGGACCCCUCACCACCAACCACCCUCCCUCCUCCCAAGCUCCGUCAUGCCGAUGCGUGUGUGUGUGUGUGCGCUCCUGUUGCUCGUCUCCUGUCAGUCUGCUACUCUUGUUGCCCCCCCUUCUCUCCCCAGUCGUGUCAAAGCUGCUCAUUCCGUGGUUGUCGCUGACAUCUGCCAGUCAUUUGAAUGGAGACGGUUCCCUAUUAUCGCGCCGCCUAAACCAUGAUUGGUGCAGCUUGAGGGAGGCCCUUCAGCAGAGUAACAGCAGUCCCGACUAGGAAACGCUAGCUGCUUUAUGUACUUGAGAAGCAGUUGGGGAGUCCAGGUGACAGUUUUUUUUGUCUGCAGAAGACAUGCCUGCAGAACUUUGCCAAAUCCCACAGGUGGGAGAAGCCACCGACUUGUCAAAGACCUUGAUGGAAAAUGCUGAUUUUGGUCUGAACGUCCUCAUGGAAUACGCAGAGCGGAAACCCGUCUAUGGAGAUAUGGUUCCAUCCGGCCUGGACUGUGCUCAAUGUUUCAGCAAUAAUGGACAUUUUCUCGAAAAUGAGAUUAAGCCUGAGAGCGCAUGGAAAGAAAAUGCCCAAAGCUUUGAGCAUAAUGUUGAACAAUUCAAUUUAGAGGGUCAACCUGAACAGUCUGAAGAUUUGGAUUUAAAGGAGCCAUUUGAUGUUUUUGCUCAGCACUGUGGGUGUUGGACCUACCAGUGCUGCGCUAGUCGCGGCUUUGCAUAUGAAUGCAGGUCAUCUUGUGAACACUGUGCCGAACACUUCCAAUUAUCCCCGCAACGCGAGCCUCUUGAACAGUUUGACUCUUUCGACUCUGAGCCAGAGAUUGCCACAGUGAACGCUGAGGCUUUCGGACAAUGUGAACCAGCUGAUUGUAUUUCUGGCCAUAGUGAACAAUUGGACUUACCAAACCAACAGAUGGUUUCGGGUCAACAAUUUACCUGCUUUGACACAGCAGGACAAGACUUGACUGAGGAUUUGGAACAAUGCCAAAAGUCUGCUGUUUUGAAUGAAAACUCUGCGGAGACUGGAGAUUCAUUUGACAGUGACACUGAAGUUUGUGAGUAUUAUGACGAGCAUGAAGAAACUGAAAGCUCAGAAGUUAUUGAUGAGCCAACAGAAGAUGAUGAGGAUUCGCCACUUAGCAAUGAAGAGUGUUCUAUAUUAUCAGAGGAGGUUAACUUAAUUCAUGCUGAAACACUGCUUCAAGACAGUUCUCAUGAAAGCACAGAUUACCUAUAUGAAGAUGAAGAUGAUGAUUAUGAUGAUGAUGAUGGAGGCCAGCUAGAUGAAAAAUGCAACCCUCAGGAUGUUGCUUACGAUGUAUCAAAUUAUGAAACAGAAAACUAUGAAGUGUCUGAUAACCACAGUCUCUGUUCUUCCUACGAUGAAAGUGGACACAUUGAAACUGAUUGUGACUCAGGAGAACACAUGUUUGUCCCGGAGUCUGACAUCAACCCUGAGGAAGAUGGUUACUCAGACUGCUCUGAAAACAGAUCAUUUGAGACUUGCUCCAAUGGGAGCGCUCGAUCAGAGUCCUGCUUGGAUUUAUCUGGAGGAUCUGAUAAAGGAGCCCAUGAAGAUUCUGGGGAUGAACAAAUCCAGUGGGAAUCAUUUGAUGGUGAUGAUGAAGAAGAAGAAGAAGAAGAAGAAGAAGAAGACGACAACGAUGAUGUGGAUGACACCAAUACUGAUAUGGAACAAGCCAAGGAAAAUAAGGACGUUGACACCAACCUCUUUGCCUUAUUUGACAGGGAAGACUACUAUGGACUCUCUUUUCUACAGAGGAAACCUUAUAUUUCUUGUUUUGAUGGCGGGGACAUCCAUGAGCAUCUGUAUCGUGAAGAACCAAAACCUGUCGUGCAGAAAGUCAAAGCCAAAAGGGCGACUAGGCGUAGGAGAAUGAAGGAACGGGCAAUCAUUUCAGCUGACCGAUCCCCUGUUGAUGUACAGAACUCUGACAUUGAAGAGACCCUUCUCAGGGAUUCACCUAAAGACUCAAAUGCUGCAGUAGAACAGGAAGUGCUAAAUGAAGAUCAAACUGUCAUUGUGGAUAAAAAUGAAUCUUGGGUCAUCAGCGGAAAGGAGGGAGAUGAUGAAACCGCCCGUGAAGAGGACUGGGAGUCGAGCGGUUAUGGAUAUGUCCCCAGCAAUGAGGAACAAGCUGAAGAGGAUGACAUGACUAGUCCUGUAUCUGUAAAUGACAAUAUGCAAGCACCAUGUGCGGAUGCCAUUUCUGUCGAAGGCGAUGCGUAUGAAGAUCGUGAAACUCCAACAUUUGUUUCUGCCUUUGUUGACGUUUUGGCCAUUGAUCCAUGCCAGGAAACCAGAGCUGAGGGCACAACGGCCACACAACAAGAGCUUCUCCAUAUACUUGACGGGAAUGAGAACGGUGGAGAACAAGAUGAUGUUUUUAAAUUGUGUUCGGAAAGGGAGCCAUAUUGGGCAGAAGGCCAAAAUGGCUCAAAGGACUGCGAUGUUGAGGAUUACUAUGCAUAUCAAAUUAAAAGCAUGCGAUCAUCUAUUAAAAUAGCGGCCACACAAAGCACACAAGGCAAGAUGGUCCCAGAAACGGAUGAUUGCAGACAAGUGCUUCAGGGUGAAUCGGAAGAAGGAACCGAUGCUAUCCUCAAACAUGUUGAAAGUUUCCCUGUUCCGGAGAACAGCUCAAAUGGACUAAUCCUUGCUCAUCCCUCUGAGGCAGGUCCUCCUUUAAACCUAAUUCACAGCGUACUUCCUGAAGGUGUUAGAGCCGAGAGGAAGAAUAGCCUGGCUGUGGAAGAUGAGGAAAGUGAUCUUGAUGAAGUUGGUGAAGAUGAGCCUUGUGAAUGUGAAUACUGCAUUCCACCUGAAGAACAGGUUCCGACAAAGCCACUUCUUCCGCAGAUCAAGUCGAAGGACUCAGGGAAGAUCUGUGUGGUCAUUGACCUGGAUGAAACCCUGGUUCAUAGCUCAUUCAAGCCAGUGAACAAUGCUGAUUUUAUCAUUCCAGUGGAAAUCGAUGGAACAGUUCAUCAGGUUUAUGUGCUGAAAAGGCCGCACGUUGAUGAGUUCCUCAAGCGGAUGGGGGAGCUGUUUGAGUGUGUUCUGUUCACCGCCAGCUUAUCCAAGUAUGCAGACCCUGUGUCUGACCUUCUGGACAAGUGGGGUGCGUUCCGGGGUCGUCUCUUCCGGGAAUCGUGUGUCUUCCACCGGGGGAACUACGUCAAGGACCUCAGCCGGCUCGGCCGUGACCUCCACAAGGUCAUAAUCAUCGACAACUCUCCGGCCUCCUACGUCUUCCACCCUGACAAUGCUGUACCCGUAGCUUCCUGGUUCGACGACAUGUCGGACACUGAGCUCCUGGAUCUCAUCCCGUUCUUCGAGAGACUCAGCAAAGUGGACGACAUCUACGACAUUCUAAAGCAGCAGAGGACUACCAGCUAACAGAUCAGGAGAAAAACGUGGAAAGACCAGAAAUGCGAGGAAAGAUCGGUAAAGCCCGAUCAAUCGGCAGACACCCUCAUCGCGGGGCCAUGGAGGCUGAUGGGACACUCACCCCUGCCUCUCAACAACAAGGACCACACUGCAAGACAACUAUCUCAACCCCCCUCACUAUCCCUGUCCCCAGCAGUUAUGUCUAUUAAAUAGUUCUAAAAACAGGUGAAGAGAGAAAAGUCCGAUUAUUUUAGGAAUGUUUGUUUUGUUUUCUUAAUUUUUCUGGAAAAUUAUAUUGCUUUUGUUCUGAGGUUUAAUCAUUUUAGUCAAGUAAAUUACAUCCUUUCCAUCUGAUAGGAAUCCGGUUCAGUCGAUCUUGCAUCAGUGUUUGUUUCCCUCUUUUUGUUAUGUAUGUUAAGGAAACAUGUAUUCAAGACUGAGCACAAGACCUAAAAGAUCACUUAAGGACAGCUAAUGCGUUGUAGGUGCAAAAUGCUUUUAACUCAAAGGCACAAAUGGCAGAUCCUCAACCUACAAAGGUAUUUAAUUAAUCACGUUUCCCAUACUGAACACCUUAAAGAUAUAGUUAUAUGUUAAUCUAAUCUUCACAGAAAAAAAUAAUAUUUUUGAUAAUUGUGUCCUAAAGGAACAAAACACUCUACGCCCUGAAUGUAGAUCGGCAUUCUGUGAACUGCUGUAAACAAACGUGGCAGACAAGGCAACCUUAAGCUGAAGUUUGUUUGGUUUCAAGCCUUUAAUAUGAAGGGAGGUGUAACGUGAGUUAAUUUCUCUUGCUUGUUGUACAAAAAAAACACGGUUAAUACUGCAAACUUGUUUACUUUUACCCUCUAUACCUAACUGCAACAGUUAAGUUUUAGGGUAAACCCAGCAACACUGCAACAACUUGUUGUGUAUCAUGACCCUUAAAACUACUGAUGUACGGUGUUGGUUUACAGAAAUUACCUACAGUCCGCAAAACUUAAAACCAGUGCAGUAGGAUCUCAAUGGAUCACAACAAAAUACAAUCUCUGUAGCAGACCUUCCCGCUUGCAGACUGGACUGCAGUUCUCUCGCCAUCUGACCUUUGUGAGUGUAAUUUUAAUUUUCAUCUGAAUAAUACAAUUGUAUUGAUUUUUCUUUUUUCGAAAUAAAUGUCAUGUUUUGUUUGUUAUAUAGGCAAACCAAUUUUAACCAAGGAAUAGAAAAUGGACAAUCCAUUUGUAACUCAAAUUGAUGAACAUGUGUUUUUUAUGAGUGUACUGCAUGAGAAGGGUUUGGUAAGUGACGGGUGACGGUUGGAUAAUGGACACUUGGGAUGCAUCCUAUCUAUAAACUUGAAUCGGUUUUGUAAUGGCGUCUAGUCCGCUAGUACUGCUCACGUCAUCCUUUUAACGGUCUGAUUCCGAUGGAAGAGUCCUGUUGCUCUCUUGGGGCCUCCCAUUCACUUUUACUCCAGUCGCUGGGUGCGUGCGUGUGUGUGUGUGGUGUUUUCGGCAUCAUUGUUGAAAACACGUUUGUUGAUACCAAGUAAAACCUUUAAUGCCAGGAAGCUAUUGUAACCCCUUUCUACUUUAGUUUUUGAAAAUAACGAUUUAAUCUUUUUUUUUUACUGUAUGCAACAAGAGUAUUAACGUUGACAGCCAAGUAAAGAUACUGGUUAAAUACAUAUUUGAUUGGUUUGUUAAAUUGAAAAAAACAAAACAACAUUUGUACCCUGUAUCAAUAAAGCAUGUUUUAUUGAGGCCAAUUGGCAAUACCAUAAUUGUUUCCAAAGACACUAAAGGGUCCAAGACAACAUAUGAAAUGAAA
Gadus macrocephalus (Pacific cod) is the source of this 6306-nucleotide messenger RNA. RefSeq names its product CTD (carboxy-terminal domain, RNA polymerase II, polypeptide A) small phosphatase 1 (gene ctdsp1). Gene Ontology annotation, molecular function: RNA polymerase II CTD heptapeptide repeat phosphatase activity. NCBI's taxonomy places the organism in Eukaryota, Metazoa, Chordata, Actinopteri, Gadiformes, Gadidae. The transcript is spliced from 6 exons. The record is from RefSeq and is a predicted model, not a curated record. The coding region runs from base 1426 to 4506 and encodes 1026 amino acids.